AUGACGAUGGAGGAGGUGCGGUGCUACGAGCAGGAGACGCAGGAGGCCACCAACAACGAGCUCCUGGGGUUGGUGGCACCUACCAUCGCUGUCAGCGAGGUGGGACAGCCGGCGGCCAUGCACUCAGCCCCCGCCAGCGCCCCGUCCACCCCGCUCGGCAACGAGGCCCCCGAUUUCCUCUCACCCCCCAACACUCGCCCGCGCAAGAAAUCGGCGCCGGAGACUUUGAGGCUGCCCGUGCUGCGGGAACGUGUCAGCACUGAGUGA
Molecule: messenger RNA, 267 nt
Organism: Cuculus canorus (common cuckoo)
Lineage: Eukaryota; Metazoa; Chordata; Aves; Cuculiformes; Cuculidae
Product: cytoplasmic phosphatidylinositol transfer protein 1
Source: RefSeq, a predicted model, not a curated record